Cokeromyces recurvatus is the source of this 1830-nucleotide messenger RNA. RefSeq names its product beta-lactamase-like protein. Lineage: Eukaryota; Fungi; Mucoromycota; Mucoromycetes; Mucorales; Mucoraceae. Gene Ontology annotation, cellular component: nucleus. The record is from RefSeq and is a predicted model, not a curated record. Gene Ontology annotation, biological process: snRNA processing. The transcript is spliced from 2 exons. Bases 1 to 1830 code for a protein of 609 amino acids.
AUGCCUAUUGAGAUUGUACCGUUAGGAGCUGGAAUGCAUAUGGGCUAUCAAGAUAUGAGACGAUUUCCAGAUUUCAGUUAUAUAUCAAAAACCGGCAAUUAUACAGAUAUUCUAGAUGCAGUGAUUAUUUCACAUUUUCAUUUAGAUCACUGUGGAGCACUUCCUUUUUUUACUGAAAUGUGUGGUUAUGACGGUCCCAUUUAUAUGACUCAUCCAACUAGAGCUAUAUGUCCUCUUUUAUUAGAAGAUUAUCGAAAAAUCGCUGUUGAGCGUAAAGGAGAUACUAAUUUUUUUACUUCAGCCAUGAUAAAAAGCUGUAUGAAGAAGGUUAUUCCUAUUAAUUUACAUCAGACAAUUAAAGUUGACGAUGAUCUUGAAAUCAAAGCAUAUUAUGCAGGCCAUGUUUUGGGAGCUGCCAUGUUUUAUAUUCGUGUUGGACAAGAAUCAGUUGUAUAUACAGGAGAUUAUAAUAUGACUCCUGAUCGACAUUUGGGCAGUGCCUGGAUUGAUAAAGUGCGUCCUGAUGUCUUGAUUACAGAAAGUACUUAUGCUACAACUAUUCGUGAUUCUAAACGUUCUCGUGAACGUGAUUUCUUGGCCAAAGUAUAUGAGUGUGUGUCUAACGGAGGAAAUGUCCUUAUUCCUGUUUUUGCUUUAGGUCGUGCUCAAGAAUUGUGUAUUUUGAUUGAAGCAUUUUGGGAACGUAUGGGUUUAGAUAUACCUAUUUAUUUCUCUACAGGAUUAACUGAAAGGGGAACCGAGUUUUAUAAGUUAUUUAUUAAUUGGACAAAUCAAAAGUUAAAGUCAACGUUUGCACAACGAAAUGCUUUUGAUUUCAAACAUAUCAAAGUUUGGGAUAGAACUUAUCUAGCCAAUGCAGGCCCAAUGGUUGUAUUUGCAUCGCCUGGUAUGCUAAAUGCAGGAACAUCUUUACAAAUCUUUCAAAAGUGGGCCUCUGAUCCAAAGAAUAUGAUUAUUAUGCCCGGUUAUUGUGUUGCUGGUACGGUGGGGUCAAAAAUUUUAUUAGGACAUAAAUUGAUCGAAGUAGAUAAGUUUACAAAAAUUCAAGUUAAUUUGCAAGUUAAAAAUUUGUCCUUUAGUGCUCAUGCGGAUGCUAAAGGCAUUAUGCAAUUGAUUAGAAUGUGUGAGCCUAAAAAUGUAGUUCUUGUUCAUGGCGAACGUGGUAAAAUGAAUUUCUUAAGGAGUAAUAUUAUGAAAGAAUUUGGCAUAUCUUGUUAUAUGCCUGCAAAUGGUUGUAGCAUAAAAUUGGAAACAAGUCGAGCUCUAGAAGCUAAAAUUAGUACUGAUUUAUUAAAAUCACUCUUAUCCUCUACAUCUUUUACUGAUACUACAAACUUCAUUCGACCUAUUAAUUCAAUCCCCAUCAAUGCUACGUUAUUAAUGCAUUUUAAUAACACAAACGCAAAGCAGAAUCAAUCUCCACCUACUAUUGAAAUAAUCAAACCGACAGAUUUAAAGGAAGAAAAGGAAAAUAAACAAAAACGCCAGCUAUUCUUUCAAGUUGAGAAAUCAUUUCAACUAACAAACUUACUAUCAGACAUAGCACAUACAGAAUCAACACCUGAGGAUUUGGAACGAAGAGUAUUAGAUUUAUUACAAAUAACUAUAACUAGAACAAUUGGCCAUCUAUGUCCUAUAGAACGUAAAACAACUAGUAUUAUUGCUCGAACUGUUUCAUUAUGGCUACUCAAUUUACAAUCUAUUUGCAUUAAAUGGAGCUUUGAGGAUGAAGAUUUGGCGAGUUUUGUAUUAGGUGCAGUGAAUAUAAUACUACAUAAUCAACGGCCUAUUUCUAUUAAUACUGUUUAA